CGCGGGGAGCCUGGCCAAGGGCUGCAAGGGGCUCAGGCGGCGGGAGAGGCCCUCCGCGCACGUGGCCCCGCCUCGGCCCCGCCUCCGGCCCUGAUUGGCUGCGCUGGGGGGCGGGGCCAGCGCGCGGCUUGCGCCUGGCCUUUUCCCGUUGGCGGCGGCGCGAGCCCGGAAGCGGGCGGGGGCGGUGGCGGAGGCGCCUGGCCGGCGGGGUUGCUGCGCCGAGCUCCACUCGGGAAUCCCGCGGCCCGUGGCGUGGUCGCCAUGCAGCCCCCGGACCCGCUGGGCAGCUGCCUGCAGGACUGGGAGGAUCUGCAGCAGGACUUCCAGAGCAUCCAGGAGACACACCGGCUGUACCGCCUGAAGCUGGAGGAGCUGACCAAGCUGCAGGGCAACUGUACCAGCUCCAUCACUCGGCAGAAGAAGCGGCUGCAGGAGCUGGCCGUCAUCCUGAAGAAAUGCAGACCCUCCCUCCCAUCAGAGGCCUCCGAGGCUGCCCAGGAGCUGGAGAACCAGAUAAAGGAGCGUCAAGGCCUCUUCUUCGAUAUGGAAGCCUAUUUGCCCAAGAAGAAUGGGUUGUACCUGAGCCUGGUUCUGGGGAACGUCAACGUGACCCUCCUGAGCAAGCAGGCUAAGUUCGCCUACAAGGACGAGUAUGAGAAGUUUAAGCUCUACCUCACCAUCAUCCUCAUCCUCGUCUCCUUCACCUGCCGCUUCCUGCUCAACUCCAGGGUGACGGACGCAGCCUUCAACUUCCUGCUGGUCUGGUAUUACUGCACGCUCACCAUCCGGGAGAGCAUCCUCAUCAACAACGGCUCCCGGAUCAAAGGCUGGUGGGUUUUCCACCAUUACGUGUCCACGUUUCUGUCGGGAGUCAUGCUAACGUGGCCGGAUGGCCUCAUGUACCAGAAGUUCAGGAACCAGUUCCUGUCCUUCUCCAUGUACCAGAGCUUCGUGCAGUUCCUGCAGUAUUACUACCAGAGCGGCUGUCUAUACCGCCUGCGCGCCCUGGGCGAGCGGCACACCAUGGACCUCACUGUGGAGGGCUUCCAGUCCUGGAUGUGGCGGGGCCUCACCUUCCUGCUUCCCUUCCUUUUCUUUGGACACUUCUGGCAGCUUUUCAACGCUCUGACGUUGUUCGGCCUGGCCCGAGACCCUCAGUGCAAGGAGUGGCAGGUGCUCAUGUGUGGCCUCCCCUUCCUCCUCCUCUUCCUCGGCAACUUCUUCACUACCCUGAGGGUGGUGCACCAGAAAUUCCACAGCCAGCGGCAUGGGAGCAAGAAGGAAUGAGCCAGAUCUCCCCGACCCCAAAGGGACUCUGACCUGUGUGGCAGGGGGGUGGGGCACCUCGUGUGUGUGUGUGUGUGUGUGUGUGUGUGUGUACUGGGGUCCCCCUGCUCCCCCUGGGUCUGUGGGCUCCGUGGGCCCUGAGGAGGACCUGGGUCUGGCCCCAGCCUUGUGGGAGCCGGGUGCUAGGCCUCAAUAAAGAAAGUAACCAAGGCACCUGACGGCUGUGUUCUAAGGAAAGCAGGGCUCGGUGUUC
Molecule: messenger RNA, 1540 nt
Organism: Castor canadensis (American beaver)
Lineage: Eukaryota; Metazoa; Chordata; Mammalia; Rodentia; Castoridae
Gene: Tmem120a
Product: transmembrane protein 120A
Biological process (GO): fat cell differentiation
Cellular component (GO): membrane
Source: RefSeq, a predicted model, not a curated record